AUGUCCGGGGUUCUACAAAAUAAAGCUGAUCACGGCGGCUCAGGCUCUAGCAGUGGGGAUGAUGGGAAGCUUUGUCAAAUGGAGGGAGGGCAGAAUAAUGGACCGAAGAUAUCUUUCAAUGAACAGACUAACUAUGUUCCUAAACGAACAAUUAUCACUAUUUUCCUAGCAUGUUCUACCGUCGACCUAGUGGCGUUGAUUGAUCAAACGACUUUAGCAUCCUGUUUAUACGUCAUCGGCAAUGCAUUAGGAGCAAGCGACCAGGCCUCUUGGAUCUCAGGCUCAUACUAUCUAACAUCAACAUGCUUCCAACUUCUCUAUGGAAAACUAUCCGACAUCUGCUCUCGAAAAGUAGUCCUCUUCAUCGGACUAGCAAUUUUCUUCAUCGGUUCACUGGCAUCUUCACUCGCUCAAACAGUCAACCAGCUUAUAGUUUUUCGAGCUAUCGCAGGAGUCGGUGGCGGCGGUUUAAUAACCCUCGCCCAAAUGAUAGUAAGCGAUGUCGUCCCACUCCGUGAACGGGGAAAAUAUCAAGGUAUCCUCGGCGCAGUAGUAGCCAUCUCCCAAGCCAUUGGUCCGAUAAUUGGAGGAUCUCUAGCCUCCAUCUCCCACGAUUCAUGGAGAUGGAUAUUCAGGUUAAAUCUUCCCCUAACUGUGCUUUGUGUUGGCUCGGUGUAUUUCUUCAUGCCUCUUCGGAAAGUGGAGGGUGAUUGGAAACUGAAGAUCAAGGCAAUUGACUUCUUUGGUGCCUUUCUAGCACUGGGAGGUACCUCUGUUCUUAUUAUGGGGUUGACAUGGGGUGGAGGUCAGUAUGCGUGGGAUUCUACGCAUGUUGUCGCGACACUGGUCAUUGGCAUUGUCGUUUGUAUCGCUUUUGUUUUGUGGCAAUGGAAAGGAGCUGCUGUGCCACUUGUCCCACUGAAAAUCUUCCGUGUGAAGAUUGUGAAUGGUACUUCUCUGACCAUGUUUAUUCAUGGGUGGAACAUUUUGGUCCAAACCUUCUACAUACCCACUUUCUACCAGCUGGUUUUCGGCUACAGUACCCUGGCAGCAGCGGCUAUGUUGCUUCCUAUCACAGUCAUGCAGACUUUCUGCAGUACCGGCUCUGGUCUAAUUGUACAUUGGGUCGGUCGAUACAGAGAAUGUAUCCUUUUCGGCUAUGGUAUCUGGGCAAUUGGUCUCGGUCUCCUAUCCACCCUUGAUGAAUCGUCAGGGCUUGGUAAACAAAUUGGCUAUGGAAUUCUCUCGGGAGUGGGCGUCGGGAAUACUCUACAGCCAGCCUUGAUUGCAGUUCAAGCCGGAGUUGAACGCAAGGAUAUGGCGUUCGUUACUGCAUUCCGAAACUUCGUGCGGAAUCUCGGCGGUACACUCGGUCUCGCAAUCGCCGGAACAAUUCUCAACAAUAUUAUCUCGUCCUCGAUAUCACCUCUCGAUCUCUCAGCAUCUGACUCGCGCUCUUUACUAUCAAGCCCAUCAACAUUUUUAGCGAAGCAAUCUCCGGAGAACGCAGCCCACAUUCGCAGUGUCUUGACUCCCGCUUAUCGGCGUGGCUUCCGAAUUAUUUUCCUUGUCGGAGCGUGCUUAUCGGCAUUUGCAUUCGUUCUUGCAUUUUGGCUGAUUCCCCAGCUUGGUUUGAAUAAGCCUGAUGAUACUGCUCUGAAGGAAGAGGGGAAGAGAAGGGCACAAAAAAAGGCGGAUGAGGAGAAGGGACCAGAGCUUGUCGAUCAAAAGGCUGGGUGA
Messenger RNA from Penicillium angulare, 1740 nucleotides. Its product is annotated as MDR family MFS transporter. Lineage: Eukaryota; Fungi; Ascomycota; Eurotiomycetes; Eurotiales; Aspergillaceae. Gene Ontology annotation, biological process: transmembrane transport. Gene Ontology annotation, molecular function: transmembrane transporter activity. The transcript is spliced from 7 exons. The record is from RefSeq and is a predicted model, not a curated record. The coding region runs from base 1 to 1740 and encodes 579 amino acids.